AUGAUGAACCGGGAGAAGUGGGUUAACCUCAGUCCUUCAGAAUUUUCUCAGCUUCAGAAAUAUGCAGAAUACUCCACCAAGAAAAUUAAGGAUGUUCUGGAAGAAUUCCAUGGUAAUGGUGUGCUAGCAAAAUAUAAUCCUGAAGGGAAACAAGACAUUCUUAAUCAAACAAUUGAUUUAGAAGGUUUCAGACUGUUCAUGAAGACCUUUCUGGAAGCCGAGCUGCCCGAUGAUUUCAGUGAACAUCUCUUUACAUCAUUCAGCAACAAAAUCUCCCAUUGUAUCCCCUUAGUAAAAAGCAAGCCCCAACUCCUACCAGGAGGUUUGAGAAUUAAUAAAGGUAACACUACAUCACGACCUGCUGCUCCUGCCAAUUUACAUGUACCAGAUGUAAUCCAGUUGAAAGACAUUGUUUGCUAUUUGUCUCUGCUUGAAAGAGGAAGACCUGAAGACAAACUAGAAUUUAUGUUUCGCUUGUAUGACACAGAUGGAAAUGGGUACUUGGACAGUUCGGAACUAGAAAAUAUCAUCACUCAAAUGAUGCAUGUUGCAGAAUAUCUUGAAUGGGAUGUCACUGAACUCAGUCCAAUCCUUCAUGAAAUGAUGGAAGAAAUUGAUUAUGACCAUGAUGGCACAGUAUCUCUGGAGGAAUGGAUCCAGGGCGGAAUGACGACAAUCCCACUCCUGGUGCUCCUUGGAUUAGAGAAUAAUGUGAAGGAUGAUGGGCAGCAUGUAUGGAGACUGAAACACUUUAACAAGCCUGCCUACUGUAAUCUUUGCUUGAACAUGUUAAUAGGAGUAGGCAAGCAGGGUCUCUGCUGUUCCUUUUGCAAGUACACAGUCCAUGAACGCUGUGUCUCAAGAGCACCUGCCUCUUGUAUCGAAACAUAUGUGAAGUCCAAAAAGAACACUGAUGUAAUGCACCACUACUGGGUAGAAGGAAACUGUCCAACAAAAUGUGAUAAGUGUCACAAAAAUAUAAAAUGUUACCAAGGCCUGACUGGACUUCAUUGUGUUUGGUGUCAGAUCACACUCCAUAAUAAAUGUGCUUCACAUCUAAAGCCUGAAUGUGACUGUGGCCCUUUGAAGGACCAUAUUUUACCACCCACAGCAAUUUGCCCAAUAGUAUUGACUCUACCCACUUUAGGAGUUUCACUCCCUGAGGAAAGACAGGCAACUAUGAAAAAAGAAAAGAGUUGCCCCCAGCAAAUGAACAAAUUGGGAGAACGGACUAAGAUGCAAAGAGCAAAUUCUGUCACUGUAGAUGGACAAGGACUUCAGAUCACUCCGGUUCCAGGAACUCAUCCACUUUUAGUUUUUGUCAACCCUAAAAGUGGGGGGAAACAAGGAGAAAGAAUUUACAGAAAAUUUCAGUACCUUUUAAAUCCUCGUCAAGUUUACAGUCUUGCUGGAAAUGGACCAAUGCCAGGGUUAAAUUUUUUCCGAGAUGUUCCUGACUUCCGGGUACUGGCAUGUGGUGGAGAUGGAACAGUGGGUUGGAUUUUGGAUUGCAUAGAGAAGGCAAAUUUGCUUAAACAUCCUCCAGUUGCUAUUUUGCCUCUUGGGACUGGCAAUGAUUUAGCAAGGUGUCUAAGAUGGGGAGGAGGAUAUGAAGGUGAGAAUCUGAUGAAGAUCUUGAAAGACAUUGAGAACAGCACAGAGAUCUUGCUGGACAGAUGGAAAUUUGAAGUCAUACCCAAUGAUAAAGAUGAGAAAGGAGAUCCAGUGCCUUAUAGCAUCAUCAAUAAUUACUUUUCUAUUGGCGUGGAUGCUUCAAUUGCCCACAGAUUCCACAUCAUGCGAGAAAAACAUCCAGAGAAGUUCAACAGUAGAAUGAAGAACAAAUUUUGGUAUUUUGAGUUUGGCACUUCUGAAACUUUCUCAGCCACCUGCAAGAAGCUACACGAAUCUGUAGAAAUAGAAUGUGAUGGAAUUCAGCUAGACUUAAUCAAUAUUUCUCUGGAAGGAAUUGCCAUUCUGAACAUUCCAAGCAUGCACGGUGGAUCAAAUCUUUGGGGAGAGACCAAGAAAAGACGUAGCCAUCGUCGAACUGAAAAGAAGAGGUUGGAUAAAAGAAGCACUGUCACAGAUGCCAAGGAAUUGAAGGUUGCAUGUCAAGAUCUGAGUGAUCAGCUGAUGGAAGUGGUUGGUCUGGAAGGAGCCAUGGAGAUGGGUCAGAUAUACACAGGACUGAAAAGUGCUGGUAGGCGGCUUGCACAGUGCUCAUCCGUUGUCAUCAGAACCAGCAAGUCGCUGCCCAUGCAGAUUGAUGGAGAACCAUGGAUGCAGACCCCUUGUACAAUAAAAAUUACCCACAAGAAUCAAGCCCCAAUACUGGUGGGACCUCCUCCAAAAACCGGUCUAUUCUCCUCCAUUAUCAGAAGAACAAGGAACCACAGCAAGGAAUAA
Molecule: messenger RNA, 2409 nt
Organism: Emys orbicularis (European pond turtle)
Lineage: Eukaryota; Metazoa; Chordata; Testudines; Emydidae
Gene: DGKB
Product: diacylglycerol kinase beta
Exons: 25
Coding region: 1-2409 (802 amino acids)
Biological process (GO): diacylglycerol metabolic process; intracellular signal transduction; lipid phosphorylation
Cellular component (GO): plasma membrane
Molecular function (GO): ATP-dependent diacylglycerol kinase activity; calcium ion binding
Source: RefSeq, a predicted model, not a curated record